AUGAAUGAUUACUCUGAGAACAAAACUGAAACUCUGGUUCAAUGUCCACAUGAAAAUUCACAAGAAGCCACGGACAACACGGCCCUCCUCAAUGACACGCGGGCCCUCGGGUUUAGCUCUACUUUUGAAAUUCUUGAUAAUUUUAAUAAUUUUGAUGAUCCAGACGGCUCUGAAAAUAACUGGCGAUUCACUUAUGAGGAAUAUGAAAAACAUACUCCCUCAAGAGCUGCAGGGAUGUUAGUCGAUGAAGAAAAUUUUAGACGUGCGAGGGGGCUAAGAUUCAUAAUGGAAAUAGCGGCGGAUCUCAAAUUACCACAAUUAACAAUAGCAACAGCAAUAACUUAUUUACAUCGGUUUUAUAUGCGUCGAACCCUCUAUCUUGAUCAUCAUUUCGACGUUGGUGGUGCAUGCGUCUUGCUCGCAUGCAAGACUGAAGAAUCAAUAAGAAAAGUUCGAGAAAUAGCUAUUUCGUGUGCGAAAAGCGCCACGAAAAAUAGGCGUUUAACGGACGAGGGUGAAUUUGAGAAAUGGGGUCAUACUAUUACUAAGAAAGAAGUUCUUGUCUCCACAGUCUUAUGCUUCAAUUAUAAUAUACUCCAUCCUUAUGUUCCAAUGGUGGAAAAAUUAGAAUCUUUUAAAGAAUUUGGGAUGGAUGAGGAUGAUUUAAAUAAAUUGAAGGAUGCCAUAGACCGAGUCUUAACUUGUUACCCAUUUACUAAACCAUUACUUGUAAGAUCAAAUAAUCCGAAUAAUCCCCUAGACGGGGCAAAAAUAAUAACAAGACAGGAGCCUAAGUUUAAGUCAUCAAGAUCAAACGGAGGAAAAAUUUCUAUACAAAAAGCGAGCGAUCUCAAAAAGAUUUUCGAAAAUAUAGAGGAUCCACUUGCGACGCAUAAAACAGAAAAAACCAAAUCAGCAGUGAAAUCUGAAAAUAAAGAGAGUGAUGAGAUAGAAGAUGGACAAAUUAUGGAGACGGUGGUGAAGUGUGAUAAUAAUGGAAAACGUAAAGUGGAGGAAGUGGAAGAAUCAGUAAUAGACAAUAAUAAAAAAAAACAAAAAUUGGAUAAGACGGAAGGAGGGGCUGAAAUUCCGGAAGAAUUAACGUCAGAGCGAACAAUAAAUUCAUAA
Messenger RNA from Diversispora eburnea, 1128 nucleotides. Lineage: Eukaryota; Fungi; Glomeromycota; Glomeromycetes; Diversisporales; Diversisporaceae. The record is from the annotation of a GenBank genome assembly.